This is a messenger RNA of Polyodon spathula (Mississippi paddlefish), 5812 nucleotides long. RefSeq names its product zinc finger CCCH domain-containing protein 4-like. The coding region runs from base 1500 to 5609 and encodes 1369 amino acids. The record is from RefSeq and is a predicted model, not a curated record. Gene Ontology annotation, biological process: negative regulation of DNA-templated transcription. The transcript has 15 exons. Lineage: Eukaryota; Metazoa; Chordata; Actinopteri; Acipenseriformes; Polyodontidae. Gene Ontology annotation, cellular component: nucleus. Gene Ontology annotation, molecular function: RNA binding; metal ion binding.
CCACCGGGCUGGUUCGCCAUUCAGAGUGAAGAUACAGCUGCUCGGGUUUGUGAUGGUCGCUGCUUCUCUUGCGCUCCGUGGAGGAGAACGGAGACCCACACAAAACACACCUGAGCUUGGGGCCUAUCAAGCUGGUAGUAAAACCUGGACUGGGUGACUCUGCUCUGGAACAGGAGUCUUGUUGAUAUCCUGCAAUGCUACGAGAACCCGGGCAGGGCGGGGGUGAUCCCCGACAAGCCGGACCCUGGAUGCGCGGAGCCUGCAACAGCGAAACACAGACCUGAACGUUAUUCGUUAUUACUAGACGCUUUUAUCCAAAGCGAUUUACAGAGACUGGGGGUGGGCUAUGCUUCCGACAGGACCUCGCUUGUCAUCCGAAGGACAGGAGAGGGAGAGAGCGAGCAGUGCCGAACCACACUCAACGAGACACUGUCCACAAACCAGUCUGAACUGGGAGGGUGGGGAACACAGCGUGCCCCCCUGCUGCACACUUUAACGCGCCGUGCCGCCUCCUCUUCCCCGAUAGCCGCUUCUCCCUGGUUAUGAUAAAGUUUUUGCCCGGCUUUGGCACUGGAGCCGCGCUGAGCCCGGUCUGCAGAGCCUCUUUCAAAUAUGAACCCGACCGCCGAUAAAGUACGAUUUUAAAGAGUGAAACGAACUAUUUAAACUGUAAAUAACACAAUACACGUUAAUCGGACUUUUUAAAAAAAAACUGAUCAACAUACAAAAAGCAGUAACCAAGGUGUUCGGCUAUCUCCGUGAACCCCCGCCCCCCUUUUCCGAGGGGUGACGUCAUCUUCGCCAGCUCCCCUCCUCUCUCUUUACUCCGAGCCACGCCCCCUUUUCCGAGGGGUGACGUCAUCUUCGUCAGCUCCCCUCCUCUCUCUUUACUCCGAGCCACGCCCCCUUUUCCGAGGGGUGACGUCAUCUUCGUCAGCUCCCCUCCUCUCUCUUUACUCCGAGCCACGCCCCCUUUUCCGAGGGGUGACGUCAUCUUCGUCAGCUCCCCUCCUCUCUCUUUACUCCGAGCCACGCCCCCUUUCCCGAGGGGUGACGUCAUCUUCGUCAGCUCCCCUCCUCUCUCUUUACUCCGAGCCACGCCCCCUUUUCCGAGGGGUGACGUCAUCUUCGUCAGCCCCUCCUCCUUUCUCUUUACUCCGAGCCACGCCCCCUUUUCCGAGGGGUGACGUCAUCUUCGUCAGCUCCUCCUCCUUUCUCUUUACUCCGAGCCACGCCGCCAUUUCACGCAGUCGAGUUUCGUUUUUCAACGCGGCCAUAGAGGAAAGGAACCGGAGGGAAACGUAUUUUUUUUUAAACAAAAAACAGUAUCUCCUCUCUUUAUUAUUUCUUUGUUGUAAAUGUGGAAUGAACAUUUUAUAACAAACUUAAAAAAAAAAAAAAAAAGCAACCAAACCAACAACAACAACAACAAAGCUCACUCAAGCCAAGUGUAGAGCGAGUUGUUGUUUUUUUUUUUCGUAGUAAAUGUACAGAGGGAAAUGGCUCUGGAAAGCAUGAGUGUCCACCACCAGUCCUCCCCACCAGCCUCCAGCCCUGAGCACAGCAGCGUCCUCCUCGACAGCAGGGAGCAGCAGGAGCUGGAGGAAGGGGAGCUGGAAGAUGACGGAGGGGAGGUGGAGAGCCCCAAAGCCGGGGAGCCCCAGGAGAAAGUGGGGGGCCGUGGGAGAGAGAGGGAGAGGCACGGGAGCGGCUCGGAGGACGACAAGUCUCACCGGCGCAAGAGGAAGAGGAGGAAAGAGAAGGAGAAGGAGAAGAGGAGGGCGAAGAAGAGACGAAAAUCCAAACACAAACGCCAUGCUUCCUCCAGCGACGAGCACUCUGAAUUCAGUGACGAGUCGGACUACAGCCCUGGUGAAAAGGGCCUUCGCAAAUACAGGGAGUACAGCCCCCAGUACCCUCCCCAGGCAUUACAGUCUCACCCAGGUUAUCUCCCACCCCCUCACGACAGCCCCAUGCCCAAAAAGGGGGGCUACAUGAAGCUGGAGAAGCCGGGGGGCUACAGGGGCUACGAUAAGUACGAAGAGGAGAACUUUGAGGGGGGGGAGGAGGAAGAGAUGGGAGAUGAAGAUUACGACGACUUCGCCAAGGAGCUCAACCAGUAUCGCAAAGCCAAGGAGGGGACGGGGACCAACCGGGGGAGAGGUGAGCCCACAGGGGAGGGAGCGGCAGGGGGCAGGAACCAGCAGGGCGGUAAAGGUCGCGGGAAGAACCAGCGAGGUCGAGUGGGAAGGGGAGGAGGCAUGAGAGGAAGAGGCGGGCGAGGAGGCGGGCCUAGGGGCAGGGGGCGGGGCAAGAUGGGCGGGGAGAACGAGGACGGAGAUGGAAUGCUGUACUGUGAGGAGAGGGAGUUCGGAGAGGAAGACUUUGACCACAUGGGUGAUGAAGAGUUUGACGAUUACUCCAAAGAGCUGAACCACUACAGGAGAAACAAAGACGGGCCAAACAGAGGGAGAGGUGCUAAAGGAGGACGGGGGCGCGGCCGAGGUGGAAAGGGGGGCCGCGGGAUGAACCGAGGCCGUGGGAGGAACAACCGGGGGAGGGGGAGAGGAGGGGACUGCGGGGGUCAUGAGGAGGAGAACAAUGGAGACAUGGACAUGGGGGACUGCGGCCCGCGCAGGAACGAUCAGGACAGGUCCCACCAGCAGGUCUCGGACAAGAAGGGCAAAGCGAUCUGCAAGUACUACAUCGAGGGCAGGUGCACCUGGGGGGAACACUGCAACUUCAGCCACGACAUCGAGCUGCCCAAGAAGAAAGAACUCUGCAAGUUCUACAUCACAGGCUUCUGUGCAAGAGCUGAGAACUGCCCUUACAUGCAUGGUGACUUCCCGUGCAAGCUGUUUCACACCACUGGGUCGUGCGUGAAUGGAGACGAGUGCAUGUUCUCCCACGAGGACCUCUCUGAGGACACACAAGACCUGCUGAACAAGAUGUUAGCUGAGGACGCAGAAGCCGGGGCUGAGGAUGAGAAGGAGGUGGAGGAGCUGAAGAAGCAGGGCAUCAACCCGCUCCCCAAACCCCCUCCUGGGGUGGGCUUGCUCCCCACUCCCCCCCGGCCCCCUCCCUCCGACCCCAGCUCUCCCGGAGGGGGACCCUGCGACUCUCCAGGGGGUUCUGGGCCCGGAUCGGGCCCCUGUCUGGUACCAGGGGGUCCAGGGGGAGGACCUUGCCCAGGACAGGCACCCCCUCCUGGGCCACCGCCCCCUCAGCCCAUGCCACCCCCCCAGCCCUGCCUCAACAACGCGCAGAAGAAAAUUCCCUCCCUGUUUGAGAUUCGGGUGCAGCCCACUGGCCAGCUGGCACAGAAACUAGGAGUGCGACCCCCAGGCGGCCCCCCAGGCCCUCCCCCCCACACGGGCCCCCCCUCCUCCGGGCCCCCACCCCCCACUUCCAAGGGCCGAUGGGCCCUCCAGGACACAUGGGGCCCGGCCCCCCUCCAGGGCCCCCCGGGGGCCCCGAUGCCCCACGACAUGUCUAUGGGUCCCCCAGGCAUGAACCAGGGGCCUCCUCCAAUGGGCCCCGGGCCCCCGAUGAUACCCUUCGGACCGGGCGACGGGCCCCCUCUAGGCAUGAUGCCCCCGGGUCCCCCACCACCCUACUUUGAGAACUUCUACCAUCCUCAGCAGGGCAUGGAGAUGGAGCAAGGGGCAGAGGAAGAAGACGAUUACGGAGACUACGAGGAGAUGGAGCAGGGGGACGGCUCGAUGGGGUUCAUGGACCAGCCUCCCCCGGACCAGGGCUCCAUGAUGGGGCUUGACCCGGGGGCUGGGCAGGGUCAGAACCAGCCAGGGAUCCCGGACUUCCUGCCCACGGCCCAGCGGGCUCUCUUCAUGAGGAUCCAACAGAAACAGCAGCAGGCAGAGGAGCGGGCGCGGAGGCUGGCAGAAGGAGGAGGAGAGAGAGACGCGGAAGGCGACACGGCUAACUGGUACUCCAGCGAGGAAGAGGACGGUGGCGGCAGUGUGACCUCCAUCCUCAAAACCCUUCGCCAGCAAACGCAAGCGGGCAAGCUGCCAAACCAGCCUCCCCACCCCACAGACCCCAGCCCUGGGGGUCUCAACAAUCCCCGCCCGGCUACAACCAACCCAGCAGCAGCAGCGACAGCAGCGGUCUCCGCAAGCCGCCCAGCCGACCCCCGACUGUCCCGGGACCCCCGUCUCACCAGGACGGGCGAGACCAGCCAGAGCGACCCCCCUGCGGACCCCCGUCUAGCCCGCCACGCCCCGCCUCCGAAACCAGACCCCGCCCCCCACCACAAGGUCCCCAGCGGCCCGGCAGACGAGGAGGAAGGGGAGAGGGUCUUGCGUGACAAGCCUGUCCCCAUCCCCUCAGAGACCCUGCCAGGCCAGGCUCUCAGGGACCCCCGCUCCCAGCUGCAGCAGUUCAGCCACAUCAAGAAGGACAUCGUCCUCCUCAAGCCCAACUUCUCCAAAGCGGUGCUCUGGAGCCCCGAGGAUUUGAUACCCCUGCCUGUACCCAAGCAGGACUUCCUCCCCUUGCCUCCUGGGAUACCCCCAGUGACAGCGGUGGACCCCAGACUGCACCGAGUCCAGCAGCAGCAGCGAGAUCACACGGCCCCCCCCAUUGCUCUCCCUCCUCCUCCUCUUCCUCCCCCUCCUCCCUCGAUCCCUCCUGCCCAGCAGGCUCAGUCCGAGCCGGCCUCCCUCCCGGACUUCGAGCUCCUCUCUCGGAUCCUGAAGACUGUCAACGCUGCUUCUGGGCAGACGCCCCUCCCCCAGGUUCAGCCGCCACCCUCCGCUCCAGUCCCCGCGGUGGACAAACCCGUCGACCCGCGGAUGGCGCGAAAGCACCCAGCGGACCCCAGAUUUCAAAACCAGAAGCCAACGGUCAAACCAGCAAGCGAAGCACUGUCAGCUGGCCCUGCUGCUAAUGCUGUUUCUGCUGCUGCUUCUCCCCCAGUUAUUGCUCAACCAACACAGCCAGCAGCGGCAGCCAUCGCCCCUUACGACCCCAGACUGCUUUCAGCUGGGGGUGGGGGCAGAGGAGGGGGAGGUGUGGGACUGGGUAGCAGCAGCACAGGUCAGAGCAGUGUGCUGAGUGGUAUAAGCCUGUACGACCCCAGGACUCAGAGCACAGGGAGUGGGGUAGGAGGAGGUGGUGGGGGGGCAGGUAGUGGCGCCUCCACGGUCAAAUCCGAAAGCGGGAACACCACAAACGGGAAUUCUUCCUCUGAUCCCAAAGCAGGAGAUGCAGGCAAGCAGGUCAAGCCGAAGGAGCCACUGUUUGUGCGAAAGUCUGCGCUGCAUCAGCUGGAGACGGAGAAAGCCUCCGGAUCAGAACCGGCCACGGACAGAUACAGCAGCUACAACAGGCCCAGGCCCAAACCCGCCAGCGACGGUUCUGCCGUGACCGGGGUUUCCAAUCCGGAAUCCGGACAGCAGCCUGGGGUUCACAACCUCCCUGUGUCUUCCGUGUUCGGGUUGAAACAGGCGGCCAAAUCCGGGGGUACGGGGAGCCCCUUCGGGGGAAGCAGCCCCGCGCAGCCAGCAGACAGUGCCGAGCAAGACGCCGCCUCGCUGAAAGAGGUCUUCAAGGGCUUUGACCCCACGGCUUCUCCCUUCUGCCAGUGAAGAGACUCAAAAGGAAACUCAAGAAAACUGUUGUACAGGGAUGGGAGGACGGGGCGGGACGGGAUGGGGGAGAGUUGCGAUCCUCGUUUUGUCUUGCCUUCAGUCAGUGUUUGUUUCGGGAAUGGAGAGGAGAGGCAGGGGUCGCGUUUUUGUACUUUUUAAAAAGAACAAAGAAAAAAAGUUACUUAAGCCCCCUCCCCCCA